GAGACCGAAGUCGAUGGCCUCCGAAGUGGAAUGGCAGGUGGGACGGGAAAGAAAGGAGGGGGAAGGAGAAAGAGCUGAAGGAAGCAGCAAAACACCUCAAAAGCAACCUUCGCCAUUGUCAUUGUCGUCGAUUUGCCCCUUUCUUCUCUCUUCCCACCCGGCUCUCUCUCUCUCUAUAGCCCUAAUUGAACAGUGCUCCUUUUUGCCCCCUGAGCUGGGGCCGGCCUAUCCCUCCCAACGUAAAAAGGGGCGGCAUUUGAGAUCAUAAGCCCCCGCAUUGUCGAUUUACGUCGGGCAUCAUCGUCAAGAUUGAAGCUUGAGAGCUUGACACAGAAAGAGAGAGAGAGAGAGAGAGCGAGAUUCAUAUAUAUGAGUUUGGAUGUAUCGAUAUAGCUGGGAGAGGGAGAUAGAAGAGACAGAUGUACUCGAGCAAUCUAAAAGGGUUUAUACUGGCGGUGACCUCGAGCGCCUUCAUUGGCUCCAGCUUCAUCAUCAAGAAGAAGGGCCUCCGCCGUGCCGGCUCCAAUGGUCCCCGUGCUAGUGUCGGAGGAUACGGUUACCUCCUGGAGCCGUUGUGGUGGAUUGGCAUGAUUACUAUGAUUGUAGGUGAAAUAGCAAAUUUUGUAGCUUACAUUUAUGCCCCGGCUGUGCUCGUGACUCCACUUGGUGCAUUGAGUAUUAUUGUUAGUGCUGUUUUAGCACAUUUCUUGCUGGAUGAGAAACUGCAGAGGAUGGGGAUGUUGGGCUGCCUUCUGUGCAUAGUGGGCUCAACAAUCAUUGUGCUCCAUGCACCUGAAGAGCGUUCUCUUGAUUCCGUCGAAGAAAUAUGGGACUUGGCAACUCAACCAGCGUUUCUUUUGUACAUGGCCUCAGUUGUAGCAGUAGCUUCAGUACUCAUCUUCUACUGCGCUCCUCGAUAUGGCCAAACUAACAUAUUGGUGUAUAUAGGAAUAUGCUCUAGUUCUGGCUCCUUAACGGUUAUGGGUAUUAAAGCCAUUGGAAUUGCUAUUAAACUCACGUUAGAGGGCUCAAAUCAGGCUGUAUAUUUUCAGACAUGGGUGUUUGCUAUGGUUGCAAUUACUUGUAUCAUCAUUCAAUUAAAUUACUUAAACAUGGCAUUAGACACCUUCAACACGGCCCUCGUUUCUCCGAUCUAUUAUGCUAUGUUCACAGCUUUUACAAUCUUGGCCAGCGCAAUAAUGUUUAAGGAUUAUUCUGGUCAAAGUGCAAGCACCAUAGCAUCGGAGCUUUGUGGAUUCAUCAUUGUAUUAUCUGGUACUGCUGUAUUGCACAGCACGAGAGAGCCAGAGUCUCCUCUCAUUACAGAUCUAUACACUCCAUUAUCGCCGAAAGUGUCAUGGUACAUCCAAGGCAAUGGAGAAGUCUGGAAGCAGAAGGACGAAGAUGGGUCAUCCCCAACUUUCGUAACAAUCCUUCGGCACGACUACUUCAAAUAACCGGGAGAUGCUUGGUAGAGAAUUGUGGAGGGAUCUUGGGGUGGGGUUCACUUCAUUCAAGGAUUCGUAACCGAUUCUACUGUAACUAAGAUCCGAUGUUUUUUGGUAACGGAGAAGUACAGCCCUGCUAUCUCCGAGUACUCCAGGUUGAUUGUUGGUUCCAGUAAAUAGCUGGUUUGUGCCUUUCUCAUUACAGUCGUCUGCUGUUUUUUCUCGGUUUGCUACAUCUUAUUCAUUUUGGACACAAGUCCUGAUCAAGGGUGGCCUCAUAUGGUCUGGACUUUGUACCCCGUGUAAUUCGAUUCAUUUUAACCAUAUGAAAUACAUAUUUGUCUCGUA
Punica granatum (pomegranate) is the source of this 1796-nucleotide messenger RNA. The record is from RefSeq and is a predicted model, not a curated record. Lineage: Eukaryota; Viridiplantae; Streptophyta; Magnoliopsida; Myrtales; Lythraceae.